GCUCACCGCGGCGACAUGUCUCCCCUGUGGAUAGUGCUCACCCUACUCCCCGUUCUCGGUGGAGCGGAAAGAUUCAAUUGCCGGGGACGUAUCCUAGGCGCGUACUACGCGGACGCGAAGUCUGGCUGCAAGGCGUUCCACGUGUGCGUGCGUGUUGCGGGCGGCGGCGUCCGCGAUUUCCGCUUCUUCUGUCCGCCCGGCACUUUGUUCCACCAGGAAGCACAGACAUGCACCGACUGGGGUGACGACGACCCACUCGCCUGCCCCGACAUCUACGACGGUCAGUUCGAUCUCUACAAGAUCGGAUCCGGUUUUGACACUAAGAAACUAUCUCAAGGCAAUCGCGAAGAUGAGUCCGAGUUCGGUCUGCAACGCGCGGAGACCGGCGACCGACGCCUAGCGCAGCACUCCGCCCCCGCAGCCCCUGCUGCCAACAAUGACCUCCGCGCCGCUCACUCCUCGGACUUCUUCAGCGGCCAGCGAGACCGAGGUCGUGACGACCUCGUACAAUCCGCCCCACAAGCGCAGCAACCGCCGUCAGCACAGGCCCCACAGUCGCGGCAGUCAUUCCGACGGCCUACAACACCGCGCCCGACUCCCCCAUCCACAUCUUACACCACAUAUCACCCUUCGCCCUCCUCCUCAACUGUGCCCGCAUCACAAAAGGGUAAUCAGUACGAGCAAGCGCUCAAACGUAAAGUAGCAAGAAAACGCCCCAUUUACACGACCACACAGUCACCUGUGACGUUCCCUCCGAAUACUUUCGCUCCUCAAGUUUAUUCCGAACAACCGAAAAAUUACAAUCGAAGAAUCCCUUCGCAAAAUACGCAAAGUAUCGCUUCGACUCCGAAUAUUCCACCUCAAUACAAAGAGGAAUAUGUUGAGGUUAGCAGAGUGACGCCGAAACCUAAUAGGUACUUCCCUAACAGUCCGACACCGACGCCUUUUAUUCUGCCGACGACAGAACAAUCGAAAAAGACUGGUUUCGGUGAAGUGUACAAGUAUGAUACACAAUCGACGCCCGCUUUCAAACAGAACGAGAAUCGCCCAUUCAAAGUAAGAAAUAGUUUUAGCGUAGUGCCUGACGUGCCCAAAGAAAACGAUUUCCUAAGAAACCAGCCUUUCAACGGCAACGCUGAAAGAGGUACUCCUAAUACUAUAGACUACAGCACUACCACGCGUAAUUAUAUAACUACUACGUCCUCUUACAAAAAUAUCAAUAGUAUCGCAUACGAACCAGAGAAAAACAAUUAUAACCAAUUCUCAAGCUCGAAACAAAAUUAUUACAAUAAUCCAACAACCACAUCUUCUCCUACCACUACUAUAUACUACACUACAACAACGACCGCAAGAUAUGAACCUUCACAAAGUCUAAAUACCAUAGCAUAUAAUACUAACAACGCCUUCAAUGCACAAACUUCUAACUUCGCGGACAGCAACGAAGACGACGGCCAAUAUCGACCACCCGAGGGAGAGGACGACGGACAGUAUAGGCCCGAGUUGUACGAGAAAGAGCUUCUAUCUGGUGCUCACUCGAUUAACAUAGCUGCUAGCGGUAACAGACUCUUCGAAGACCAGAAGGAGCAAAGUAAAAAUCAGAUUUCUCGAAAGCCUGUCGCAAAAACUUCACCGCCGAGACCUUUCAGACCAGCUCCGACUCCCGCUGCGCCUACAAUCACGUCGCGUACUGCUGAAGUAACUUAUCCAACAACAAACAGACCCAUCUCGGACAACACACAGCGGACGUUCGACUACUAUCAAACAUAUACUACAACAUCUAGACCUUUCGAAGCAUCAGGACAUACUAACAACGGGGAGAACGUUCCCGUAAGAAUAACAAGUGCAUCACCCUCGAGGACAUAUGAAAAUACAAGAAACCAAAAUAGACAAACAGAUCCUGUAUCCAUUCCAUCUACCCCCGUUCCAAAACCUAAUCAUCAUCCGCAUCAUCACUCGAAGGCUAUCAAUAAAGAAGACAACAGCUACGAUUACGCAUACUACGACUCGGACCCUGGCUUUUCAGAAUACGACCACAUAGAAGAAUUUGGUAGAACUAAUACUAAAGCGUAAGUUACAAAUUGCCAUUAAUAUAGUUGCCUUAAUAAAUUCGUUUCUAAGUUAUGAUUUCGAAGCAUCGAUUUGAGCAACAUUAUUUAAGUUAAUAACGUUUUUAGUUGUUUUGUUAGAAUUAAUACUCAAAACACAUUCAAGAUUUUAUCGUAAGAAUUAAGCAAAAUCCUAACAUUAAUAUAAUCACUGCCAGUGCACAAUUUAUGUGGAAUCGUGUAAGUAGUCACAAAUAUAGUUGUAAGACGAAAUAACACAAAGUACAAUUAAUUUGUAAAUACGCCUACAGUUUUAUUUAAAUUAAAUUAUGUUUCAUUCAGACUGAAAAAUUGCCAGUUCUAUAUUAAAAUAUCUAUUGAGGCUUGCUCGUAUUAAAGUUACCCUAAAUUAUUUUUGUGAUAUGUCUUUUCCAAUUAGUAUAAGUUGUACUAUGUAAUAAUUGCAAGCCUUACAAUGGCAGUUGUGAAAUUAUUCAAUCCAAGUAUUUGUUAGCCACACACGAGAAGUAAGUUGUAACGACUUAUUGUAAAAUAAAUAAUUGUAAAUAAAAUUUUUAUAAAGACAAUGAUGGUUUUGUAAUAUUUACUUCAAGGCGUGCGAA
This is a messenger RNA of Papilio xuthus (Asian swallowtail), 2668 nucleotides long. RefSeq names its product rac guanine nucleotide exchange factor JJ. The record is from RefSeq and is a predicted model, not a curated record. The transcript is spliced from 3 exons. Bases 16 to 2070 code for a protein of 684 amino acids. Gene Ontology annotation, molecular function: chitin binding. NCBI's taxonomy places the organism in Eukaryota, Metazoa, Arthropoda, Insecta, Lepidoptera, Papilionidae. Gene Ontology annotation, cellular component: extracellular region.